Messenger RNA from Lachancea nothofagi CBS 11611, 1770 nucleotides. Lineage: Eukaryota; Fungi; Ascomycota; Saccharomycetes; Saccharomycetales; Saccharomycetaceae. The record is from the annotation of a GenBank genome assembly.
AUGUCUGACGUUACCGAUAAGACUGUAGAACAGCUAGAAAAGCUGCAAAUCCAAGAGGACCAGCAGCCAGAGACUGAGCCUACUUCUGCUGACUCUGAAUCCGCCAAAGUGGAAAACUCCUCCGCAUCCUUGUACGUUGGUGAGUUGGACCCUAGUGUCACCGAGGCUCUAUUGUACGACAUUUUCUCGCCAAUUGGCUCUGUCUCUUCGAUCCGUGUUUGCCGUGAUGCCAUCACCAAGACCUCUUUGGGUUACGCGUACGUUAACUUUCACGACAGCAACGCCGGUAGAACUGCCAUCGAAAAGUUGAACUACCACCCUAUCAAGGGCAGACCUUGCCGUAUCAUGUGGUCCCAGCGCGAUCCUUCUCUAAGAAAGAAGGGCUCUGGUAACGUUUUCAUUAAGAACCUGCACCCAGCUAUUGACAACAAAGCCCUACACGACACUUUCUCCGUGUUCGGUAACAUUUUGUCCUGUAAAAUCGCCACGGAUGAGACUGGAAAAUCCAGAAAAUUCGGUUUCGUGCAUUUCGAAGAAGAAGAAGCCGCCAAAGAGGCCAUUGACGCCAUCAAUGGUAUGUUGUUGAACGGUUUGGAAGUUUACGUUGCUCCACACGUCUCCAAAAAGGACCGUCAAUCCAAAUUGGACGAAGUGAAAUCCAACUUCACCAACGUCUACGUUAAGAACGUCGACCCUGAAACUACUCAAGAAGAAUUCGAACAGUUGUUUACUCAAUUCGGCCCUGUCACUUCCGCUGUCUUGGAAACUGAUUCUGAAGGUAAGCUAAGAGGCUUCGGUUUUGUUAACUACGAAGACCACAAUGCUGCCAUGAAGGCUGUGGAUGAGUUGAACGAAACCGACUUCAAGAGCCAAAAGCUAUAUGUUGGCCGUGCUCAAAAGAAAUACGAACGUUUGCAGGAAUUGAAGAAGCAAUACGAAUCUUCAAGAAUGGAAAAGUUGGCCAAAUACCAAGGUGUUAACUUGUUCGUUAAAAACUUGGACGACUCUGUCGAUGACGAAAAGCUGCAAGAAGAGUUUGCUCCAUUUGGUACCAUCACUUCUGUCAAGGUUAUGAGAGACGAUGCUGGAAGCUCUAAAGGUUUUGGUUUCGUUUGCUUCUCGGCUCCAGAAGAGGCCACUAAAGCCAUCACCGAAAAGAACCAACAAAUUGUUGCUGGUAAGCCCCUUUACGUUGCUAUCGCUCAAAGAAAGGAAGUGAGACGCUCUCAGUUGGCUCAACAAAUUCAAGCCAGAAACCAAAUGAGAUUCCAACAAGCCACUGCUGCUGCUGCCGCCGCUGCCGGCAUGCCAGGUCAGUUCAUGCAACCAAUGUUCUACGGUGUCAUGCCUCCAAGAGGCGUUCCUUUCAACGGUCCAAACCCUCCACAAAUGGCUGCCAUGGGUGGCAUGCCAAAGAAUGGUGUUCCUCCUCAGCAAUUUGGUAGACCAAAUGGCCCUAUGUACGGUGUUCCUCCUCAAGGUCCUCAAGGUGGAUUCCCAAGAAAUGGUAACCAGUUUUUCCACCAAAAGCAAAGACAAGCUUUGGGUGAACAAUUGUACAAAAAGGUGUCUGCCAACACUCAGGAUGAAGAGGCUGCUGGAAAGAUCACCGGUAUGAUCUUGGAUUUGCCACCUCAAGAAGUUGUUCCAUUGCUAGAGAACGACGAAUUGUUCGAACAACAUUUCAAGGAAGCUUUUGCUGCUUACGACUCUUUCAAGAAAGAUCAAGAUGCUCAAGUCCAACCUGAGUCUGCUGCUGAGCAAGUUUAA